AUGGAGGAGGAGCAACUUGAUAGAGAAGGGGUCAGCGAGGGGCGCGUGGCGAAAGGCUGCCGUAGUCUUAGCGUUGGCCGCGGAAGACGACAAACGGCUGACGGCACAACCACCAAUAAGCUUCCUGUCUCCCCGGUCGGCAAACCCACGCUAUCGGCCGGUCGGCAAACCCACGCUAUCGGCCGCGGCGUCCUCUUCUUCACCGUCAUCGUCCUCAUUGGCACCGGAUGGUCCUUCCUGAAGCCCUUCCUCCAGGACCGCGAGAAGAAGGUGCUCAUGAUCGUGAUCCCCCUUCAGGUCCUUGCGAACAUUGCCUCCGCCGUGAUCGGCGAGACCGGGCCAUUCAUCCAGGGUUGGGUGACGUGGAACCAGGUCUUCCUUUUGAUCGACAUCGCCUGCUGCUGUGCUAUCAUAUUCCCGAUCAUCUGGUCGAUAAGAACCCUGAAGGAGACUUCCAAGACUGAUGGCAAGGCCGCAAGGACUCUCGCCAAGCUCUCUCUUUUUCGGCAAUUUUACAUGGCCGUGAUUGGAUACUUGUACUUCACAAGGAUCGUGGUGUAUGCUUUGAAGACGAUCGCAUCCUACAAGUAUCGGUGGGUGAGCGUGGCGGCAGAGGAGACUGUGAGCUUUGCUUUUUAUGUCGUCAUGUUUUAUAUGUUCAGGCCAAAGGAGAGGAACGAGUACUUUGCGCUUGAUGAUGAGGAAGAGCAGGCUGCUGAAGCUGCACUGCGGGAAGAGGAAUUCGAGCUUUGAAUCCAAGAAAUGCUGUGCAUUACAAGAUUGAAGUUCGAUAUUAGACCAUCACAAGUUCUAUCUGGUUUUGAACCUAGUGGUCAUCAAAUGUAACUGGAGAUGAGUAGUUUCAGUGCUAGCUUACGCAGGACAAUUGAAAUCACAUCAAAAACCAAUGAGGGAUGGGGCACUACUGUUGUAUUCACUCGAGUUUGUCAGACAUCAUCACAUGAAGAUGAUAAAUUCAUGUGUUUCAAUAUAUCUGAGAAGUCUAUUUGGCCAUAACUGGAAGAACUGGAUUGACAGCUCUUUUAAGUUGAAACUUGAUGGUGUAAGUACCACUUUCACUUUGAAUGAUUUAAGUGCCAUAUAUUUCUCA
This is a messenger RNA of Musa acuminata AAA Group (dessert banana), 1111 nucleotides long. Its product is annotated as protein CANDIDATE G-PROTEIN COUPLED RECEPTOR 7-like. The record is from RefSeq and is a predicted model, not a curated record. Gene Ontology annotation, biological process: transport. The transcript has 3 exons. Gene Ontology annotation, cellular component: Golgi apparatus; membrane. The coding region runs from base 1 to 753 and encodes 250 amino acids. NCBI's taxonomy places the organism in Eukaryota, Viridiplantae, Streptophyta, Magnoliopsida, Zingiberales, Musaceae.